Molecule: messenger RNA, 1275 nt
Organism: Zygotorulaspora mrakii
Lineage: Eukaryota; Fungi; Ascomycota; Saccharomycetes; Saccharomycetales; Saccharomycetaceae
Gene: UBX4
Product: Ubx4p
Exons: 1
Coding region: 1-1275 (424 amino acids)
Molecular function (GO): protein binding
Source: RefSeq, a predicted model, not a curated record
AUGUCAACUGUUGCAGUCGAGUAUAAAUUUUCGACAUUCAGAGUAAAAGUUAGCCCAAACACGAUUCUUAAUGAUGUGUUGAAGGAUAGUUUGAAGCAUUUCAAAUUGAUCAACCAAAAAUCAAGCGAAAAUCUAGAUUCAUGGAGUCUACUUCACAAAGAAAAGCCCGUGGCUUUGGACCUUCCAUGGAGACUGAUGAAUCUGUCUGCUGGAGCAAAAUUAGAUUUGAAAGAAGGGCAAAGGAGGGAUUCUGAAUCAUCAAGAAGAACCCCUCAUAUUGUAAGAAUCAAAAUGCAAGUCGUUGAUUUUGAGACGGUUAUCGAUGAAGUAGAUGUCAAUGAGAAUAUAAAAACAGUGAUUGCAGCUCUAGCACAUAAGUAUUCCUGGCCACUCGAUCCUCAAGAGACGAAGCUUCAGGUGUUUUCAAAAACAAUUCCUUACUCUGAUUUCCAAUCAAACACUUUGAGUAACUUAGGGAUUAGGGAAUCAGCAUUGAUAAAACUGUACAUACAUUCUGAUAGAAGGUCAUUUGUUCAGAAAACGAGCUCCGAGCAACAGGGUACUCCAGCGGAAGCACCCGCAGCUGAUAUGAAAACCUCGAUCGAUGACAAAGGUCAUGAACUACAUAAAAUAUUAGCAUUUGUCCCACCAAAAGUACCAAUACAUUCGCAAAUAUCAAAUGAUGACGAAGAUGACUAUGAGUUGACUGUUGCGCAUGCUAGAAUUUACCAGCAACUGCUAUCAAAGCAAACAGGAGCGCUUGGCGGUUCUCUGAUUUCAAAGAGAAUGAAAGAAGAACGAGAAAAUGGUGGCAGCAAGAGCGCAGUAACAGAGUGUAAUGUGAGAGUAAGGUUCCCAAAUCUCAGUCAUAUAGAAGCGACUUUUGCCCCUGAAGAUAAUGUUCAUAUGAUAUACCAAGUCGUGGCGAAUUCCCUAAUCGAAGAAAAUCUUGAUUUUAAAUUAUCAUUUUCACAUCCUUAUGAGUUGCUUUUACCUUCUGAAAAAGGACUGGUGAAGGAUUUAGGUUUUGGUUGCAGGACUUUACUGAUAUUUGAAUCUCCACAAGAGGGUCCGUACUUGAAGGAGGCAAUUUUGAAGGAGGCGAAGGAGCUAAAUGAAGCAGACGAUGUUAAAUUAGAUCAUCUAGAUGCUGAAUCGAAGUCUGGUGAUGAAACUGCAAGAGUUACAAAACCAUCCGCUCAAGUAUCGAAUAGUUCAAUUGCUGUUUCAGGUGAGAAGAAAGUACCAAAGUGGCUGCGCCUGAGUAAAAAGUGA